AUGCCGCUCAAGUCCCCGAAUUCGAAGUCAUUGGAAAUCUUGAUUCCGUCAUCCGCUCCCAUUCUUAUGAUAAGAAAUGCAUCAUUUUUGUAUAUUUCUGGAAGAUACAGAGAUAAGCAGUUGGUCACUGAUAGACCACCCUUCCGCUGCUCUUCUCUCCACAGUUUGUUGUUCUUAACGCCAACUCAGAUUAUUUCGGGGAGUUUUUCGAUAUUAUCGCAUUUACUGAAUAAGAAGGGACAGUAUUCACUGCGAUUACCUGCUAUAGUUCCUUCUAAAAUGUUGGAAUCUUGCUGGGUUAAAACAGGCAGCGCUAGUUCUAGUUUUGGGAGGAAUUAG
Trichophyton rubrum CBS 118892 is the source of this 339-nucleotide messenger RNA. RefSeq lists its product as uncharacterized. Lineage: Eukaryota; Fungi; Ascomycota; Eurotiomycetes; Onygenales; Arthrodermataceae. The transcript has a single exon. The coding region runs from base 1 to 339 and encodes 112 amino acids. The record is from RefSeq and is a predicted model, not a curated record.